Messenger RNA from Harpegnathos saltator (Jerdon's jumping ant), 7807 nucleotides. RefSeq names its product SH2 domain-containing adapter heavyweight (gene hwt). NCBI's taxonomy places the organism in Eukaryota, Metazoa, Arthropoda, Insecta, Hymenoptera, Formicidae. The coding region runs from base 18 to 4283 and encodes 1421 amino acids. The transcript is spliced from 9 exons. Gene Ontology annotation, molecular function: phosphotyrosine residue binding. The record is from RefSeq and is a predicted model, not a curated record.
CGCACGCCGGUCGUUGAAUGGAGCGGGUGUGGAGACGCGUACAGGGUGCCGGGCGCCGCGGUGCUGCAGCUCGUUGCGGCUGCCCCGUGCAGCCGUGUCAGUUGCACGUGGACCAACGCGCGAAGCGCGGCGGCGGCGGCCGUAAAUCUCGCGGGCCUCAGACCAUCGUCUGUGACUGUCAAGUGCAGCCGUGCCCAGUGCAUCCGGUGCUGAUCAGGGUUCGUCGUGCGCGACCGGCCAUCGCAGCCACCAGCUGUGACUGUCCGCUAGACGCACAGCCUUGUCCGCAUGCACAACAGCGGGGAUCGGCCGCGAGAAGAAUCAGAAGAUGCGAGUGCACGGAUCGUUCCUGCCGGCACACAGCCUGCGGCGUUGGUACCCGUCGCCGCGCAGCUCCACACUCCUCUUCUCCUGUCUCUUCCACGCAGCUGCAGCUGCAGCUGCAACAAGCGCAGCAGCGGCAGCCGUGCGGGUGCGCCGACGAGAGAUUAAGCUGCGCUCACACAGGCGGCGGCGAGGCGCCGUGCGAGUGCGAGUGUGGCGAGGAAGCGAAGCCGUGUCCGCACACGGUCAAAACGCGGCGGACGCGUCGCACGUGCGACUGCAGUUGCAGCGGCACGCAGCCUUGCGGCCACAAGCCGCAGCCUGAAGGUCGCAUCAAGCGGGUGAAGUGCCGCGUGAGGCGCGCCGGCUGCGCGAUGGCCCGAUGCACCGCCGAGCUCGCGAUGCUGCACCUGCACUGGGAGCUCGCCACCGAAUGUGCGCCCUGCAGGCCGCGCGCGCUCACGCGCCGGCUCUGCAGGAGGCAACAGAGCGACAACGAGCUCUACCGCAGCAACAGCUUCAAGUUCGAGCGUUUCGAGAGAACCAAGGACGAGUGCGUCACGCCGCUCCGCAAACAAGUGUCGCUGUGUGACGAUUACAGUCUGCCCGUGGAUUUCGUGAACAAGAGACGUCCUGCGAGCGCCGCAGCCGCGACUUCCACGGUGCAAUGGAUGCUGCCGAGCCCGACCGUGGAGAAUGCGGAAGUCGAGGUUGUGGAACAAUACAGCGAUCCCAGGGACAGCAAGAGUAAAGCGUACGUGGAGCCGGGAGCGGAGUCGUCCUUGCCGGCGACUUACAGCAGGGCGAAUCGCAACUACUGUCGACCUUACACAGAUCCAUCGGCAUCCGGCUCGUCCUGCGAGGACGACGAGGAGGGUCGGCUCGUGAGAGUUCGGAAACGGAAGAACAGUCUCUACGCAUCCUCGUCAACCCGAGCACCCUCGGCGGAUCGGGAUACUUUAGCUUCGACCGAUGGUCUCGUCGUAGACUGCGUCGCUCUCGUGCACCUGACCGACCAAUCUCCGACCGAAUCCAAUCAACCGGUGCGCCAUCCAUCGCCGUAUUACUACGGCGACCUCUUCAAGGUCCCGGAGCAAUUGCCUACGAAAUCUCAGCCGGGCAAGUAUCGCAAGAGCGUCAGCCUCGAUGUGCCAGGCGAGCGUUCGCGCACACCCGGUAUACCGAAGAGGAACUCGGUAGCGGGUGAUGGGGGCUCCUACUCGUCUCAGCAACGGCACUAUCAGCAGCAGCAACAGCAGCCGUCGCAGCCACCGCCGCCACCGCCACCGCCGCACUAUCAGAGCCAAGAUCUAGUGAGCCCCACGUCUGGGAGCGAGCAUGCUGUCCCGGCCAGAAGCGAGAUCCUCUCGUCGUGCAUCAUCACCGAGUGGGACCACACCCUCAUGCCUCCUCAUAGACUGUUGAGUCAUGACCUGCCUACCGCCGUUUGUACCUGUAUCGCAUCGCCCGAGGAGGAGGAGGAGGAUGAGCUAGACCGACGGCAGCCGCAAGUAGCGCGGCACCAGGUGCGCAAGCUACGACGUACGCGCAGGAUAGACCCGCAGCCGAUACUCGUCGAGGACGAGGACGACGUGGAAGGUGAAGACGAGGGCGAGGAAGAGGAGGAGGAAGACGCGGAGCCUGAAGAGGACGAGGAAGGGAUGGCCAGGCAACGUCACCUCUACGAGACGGCCUUCGACUGCAAGGUCAAUCGCUCCGACGAUGAUCUCGACGAUCUCGACCGUGUGACCAAUCAUCCGGUGCUGCACUCGCAGAUGCGGAGCGGCAGCGCUGUGUUGUCGAGUAGAACGAGUUCAUCAACGGACCCGUCGAAGCAGCAACAUCAGCAAUCACUUCCUUACGCCGGCCAGUCGCAAUCAAGCAAGGACCAUCGACGCAAAGUCGUACUUCUCCGCCCAAAACCGAUUCCGAGCCGCCUACAGCAGCAGCAGCAGCAGCAGCAGCAGCAGCAGCAACAGCAGCAACAGCAGCAACAGCAGCAACAACAACAACAACAACAACAACAACAACAACAACAACAACAAUCGCAGCAACAACAAGACAAUAUAUCUACUCUGUCCCAGGAUGUCGAAUCCCUCCAUAUCAAUUCGAGCGAUGAGAAAACCGGCUCGCCAAGAUUACCCGCUCGCGAUUACACCCCAUCCCCUCCAUCUACCGCGCCUUUACCCGCGAAGUUUCACGGCAACCGAGACCACUUGCUACUGAACAUCCGCAGCGCGCCGAACUUGCCGUCUCAGCCGGACCACCCUCGGCUGAAGGACAUGCGAUUGCCUAUGAAAUCGUUGCGCGCCAAAGACUCGCCGCAGAGCAGCGAGGGCAGCAUUCUCGAGAUCAAGAGUCGACCGAAGACCUUCGUCCAAGAGAACAUCGAUUCCUCGCAGGGUCGCCGGUUCGACAAGGAGCUUAUUCUGGAGUUCAAGGGCAGGCCCCGGGAGGAGAGGCAACGGCCUCGCAGCUUGAUCCGCGAAAGUAGACCGGUGAUGGAGUUCAAGGGCAGGCCUCACGAGGCGGAAAGCGACGUGGCGCGGCCGCGAAGAGACGCCGGCCCGUUGGAGUUCAAGCUGCGCACCUCGAGACGUCGUGCCGGUUACUCCAGCACUGAGAGCAUGGCGACCAGCAGCAGCGGCGGCAGUAUGGAGUCCCUCCGGAGCAGCACCAGCGAGGGCAACCGGUCGACCAGCAGCUCCGAGAGUCGACACAGCACCAGCCUGAGCUCCCACAGUUCAGACAGCGGCGGCACCAACUGCUACCAUCACCAUCAGCAGCCGUCGUUGCCCGGUUUCCUGACCCAUCACGCCACCAAGCUGCACAUCCUCUCGCCCAUCUCCGACAAGUCGUCGCAGGAGCCGGCCUCGGAGACGUCCGACAACAAUCGCAACAACAACUCGCAGAAGGCCUCGCCCGAGGAGAGCGUCACGUCGGAGAACAACGUCAUCGCGGGCAACAACACGAACACGAACGCGGCUAAUACGAACGCCGUCACCACCUCGCCCAUGGACACGUCCUUCAAGAAGAGGCGAACGCCUCAGAACAAGAAUCUCAUCAAUCUGGCUCUGCAGUCGUCGUCGUCGGGCGACGCGGAGAUCCAAGGAUCGGACAGCGGUAUCUCCAUCGAGUCCCGCGCCGGAAUCAAGUGCAAGCCCUUCGGCUUCCACCUGCUGAAGCCGCAGUUGGACAAUAUCAACUUCGUCGACAACGAGCCGGAACUCUCGGAUCUGCCCUUCGACAUGCCGAAGCUGCGCAGGAGACGCCUGCUGAUGCAGCAGGACGCCACUACGUCCGGCAGCGCGACCAGCGUCGAUCUGAGAGACCUGCCGUUCGAUAUGCCAAAACUCAGGAAGCGGCUCAGAUGCACCCAGAGCACCGAGUCCAGCGCGUCUCAGGCGUCGUCCAGUCUCUCCGUGCGCGACGUGGAGCCGCCUCCUUUAUUCGGCGGCGGUUUGGCGCGUCCGAAAAUGACUCUGAAUCUCGACGCCGGUGGGAACGCGGCGGGCUCGGAGGGAAACGCGAGCAGUCAAUUGGCGCCGAAGAAACCCGGCGGCCUGAGCCUCGGCUUGCCCCUGGAAAUCAGCACCGCUCGAGGAUCGGCCGAUCUGGUCGACGUGGAGCUGCCGUUAGAGAGGCAAGGGUGGUAUCACGGCUCCAUUACGCGAAUCGAAGCGGAAGCUGUUCUACGACUUCUACGAGAGGGAAGUUACCUGGUGAGGAACAGCGAGUCGACGAAACAGGACUAUUCUCUGUCUCUAAAAAGCGCUCGCGGUUUCAUGCAUAUGCGCAUCCAGAGGAACGAGGAGCUGAACGCCUACAUCCUGGGACAGUUCAGCAAGCCGUUUGAAAGUAUCCCGGAGAUGGUCCGUCACUUCAGCGUGAAUCGUCUUCCGAUACGCGGUGCCGAGCACAUGUGUCUCCUGCAUCCGGUCAUAGCUCAGCUUUUGUAGCGCAUCUAUCGUAGCGCCGUUUAAGGCGCUGUACAACACUUUUGAUAACCCACUUUUACUUUUCCGACGACGAGUGCCGAAAUAAUAAUACGCCGGCGCGGUCGCAACGAAGCGAGCUUGACAGCUUCCCGGCGCGGGAACGGGAUGUGCACCCGUGCUGCACCCGUGGGGAAUGUUACGUUCCCUCCGAACGAGGGAGUCUUCCGCGAGUAUACGCGAUACGUGCUCUCGAGCUGUUCGAACUUUUUCCGCGAGACCCUCCGUAUCAAUUCGCAUUUCCGAUCGAGCGAACCGUUCCGCACGAGAAAAGCGUCAGAGAUAAUGGACAAUAAUGGCUUCGAGAUCGAGGUGAUAGGAGUACAGUACAAAAGUAUAAAAGCUGAACGAGAGGAGCGAAGCUCUCGUCAACGAUACGCGCUGGCGAUCGAUCGCAGGGACGGGGAGAACGCCCAGCUCGGUGCGAUUAGUUACGAGAGGCCAAGAGAGGCGAGCCAGGGGGGCGAGAUAUAACGUGCACACGUAUGAAGAAUCAUCUCGAAUUCAGGGCUCAGGGCUCAGGGCGGGGGCAGCUUCCACAGUACUCACGUACAUGUAAUACCGUCGUAGUCGUUUUCGACAACGCUUUAUCUUCGCAUGCCUAUGGUGGUCGAGUCUAAAUUUAUACCGCGCGAUAGGAUUAGAAUCGGAUCGGCGGGGAAACGGCGAGAAAUGUAUGUGUCCGAGACACUCGCGCGUGACAGCGUCGAGAUCUCGACGGACGCGCUUCGUCGUCCUCGCGUAAGAUCCUCGCGCAAACCUAUCUCAUAGGCAGACGUAAUGCAACGCAGCACCGAGAGUGUAGAGUGAAAGCUUGCGAUACUACGGAGAUCCUUGGUUUUUCUCAGCGGGAGCUUGGCAGAGAGCGAUAUUACCUGUGAGACGGAUACACGAAUAUUACCACUCGACUCGCGACGCGCGCGCGGUGACAGCUCGCUCGCGAGAACUCUCGCGAGGAGAUCGCUGAGAGAGGUACUGCGCGAGAGAAAGUGUCCUCGACGGCGUUCCCCGGCUGUUUCGUCGAUGACUUAUUAAUUAAACGGUUGUUCCUCGAAUUCGCGGCUACGCGGAUUUUCUACGAAAGAAAACUCUAGAUGGGAUCAGAAACGCUGAUUUGCGAAUCGGUAGUUUAAGUAAGGAAAAGGGUAAUAUGUACUUAGGUUUAAAACGAAGGAAUGUCGCGCCUGAGACGGCAGCCUGACAUGGCACGAGUUCCGGAAGCCAAAGUAAAGCUAAUCCUAAUAUUCAGCCGCAGAAUGUAGAUUGAACGGGCGGCAGACGGCUGGACGAUGGCGCGCGGUGAGCGCGAAGAAAAUGCCAAACUUUACUUCUAAUCGUAAUUGUUUAGUCAGGGUUUAGUUGUCCGUCGUCGUUGAUAAGCGGUCGUUAGGUUUAGGCAGGUAAAAGAGCGUAUGUACAUACACGAGACCAAAUUUUCGUUCUACAUUAACGCUGCAGAUAUCAUUAAACUUUAAAUACCGAUGGAGAAUCUUGAAGUACCGAAUGUUAUACAGACUAUUGUUCCUUGAUGUUAAAAAUGAUUAUUUACCGCCGUUCAAUUAUUAUAAACCGCUGUUUAAAGAAGACCUAAUUUAAAAAUUAUAUUUCAUCUUCCGUCAGAGAGUUCCUUCCCAACUACGUCUGCGCGUCUGCAUUUAAUUAUUGCUUUUAACUUCAACAAAUUUUAUAUUAUGUAAUUUAUGUAGAUAAGGAAUACACACAGAUUAACAAAUAUUAAAUGAUUUAAUAAAAAGUACAAUAGAUAAAUGGCUAGAUAAAAUAACAAAUUUUCAACUUUUUUCUAUUAUUCUUUUUUAUUGGCAUAUAAAUUUCGAUAAGGAUUGAAAAUUCAAGGGAUGGGAAAGAGGAAUUGUAAGCUUCAUCCUAUAUUCUGUUCUGAAAUCAACUCCUGGUCAUCCUUAUAAAUUAAACCUUCAAUGGAUACACAGGAAAAAAUACAAUUCAAUAUCGGGAGCAUAGUGUUGAUUAAUAAUUGCAUAAUAACCGAGAUUGGUCGUUGAUGCUACGAACGACAAUUUCGUUAAUCGUCCUAAUAAUUUAACAUUUUGACACAUUGAUCACGUCUAAACUCCUUGAAGAUACUCCAGUCAAAAUUUGAAAUCUAUUUUAAGAUCGGAGUUCAUAGACUCUCGUCAUCAUUUAAUAAAUAUUUAUAACCUCAUGAAUCUCUGAUUAUUUAUCAAUAUAUACUUGUAUUAUACAACAAAGAAUAUUGAUCCAUAUAAUCGAACAUAUAAUAAACUAUAUCAAUAUGGAUCCGCAAUCUAUGAGCCGUAUUCAAUCAAAUAUAAAUAAUUUACGUCUAUGAAGUAGCAGAUGUCGAAAAUUUGUUUCUUUCUAAUAAUAAUAAUGUUUCCCGAGCUGCAAAUCCCAUCUUGAAUCUACCGAUGUAUUCUUCUCCCUUCCGUUUAGCCUCAUCGUCAAAUUCAAGUUGGAUUCCUUGUUAAUGUUUACACACCUGCUAUCUUUACAACUCCUUCUCUCUUACUGCUUUUGAUUCUUAAAAUCCUAUCGAAAAAUUCCCAAUGUCAAAUGCUUCUUCAAAUACUCAAUGUAUUGGAAAAAACUGCAAUAAGUAAACACUUAUAGCCACACAGAGCAUCAUAAUAAUCUAUACUACAUCUCGAGAUUCUUCAAUAAUUUUCAAGUUCGAUGAAAUCUACAGGAUUAACGUAGAAUCAAAAUUCCAACUCGAGUACGUCGCAUCGGUAGUCGUUACGAGUACUGGACGAGACGAGCGACGCAAGACGAAGGUUUCUCGUGACCUCGAGGAGAAACGCAAGAGAAAUCGAAGAAGUAAUGCGCGAAGAUUCACGGGCUGCAUCGAUCGGUAGAAAGAGACGGUCGAGGUUAGCCGAUACGAAUAGUCGAUGACUCGUCAUCCGAGUCAUCCGUCCGAUAGUCGUCCCUGACUCGUGGGAGAUUUUUGCGAUAGGAUGCAACCGAUACAUAUUUUUUCAUGUGAUAUUAAUUUGUUACAGAGAUAGCCUAGUUUCACCUGUGAUCCGUUACUUAAUUCCCUUUGUUCGCGCGCGCCGGCGCCCCAGCGCGCCCGUAAGCGCGCGGAACGAUAAUAAUGAUAAUAAAUAAUUAAUCUCGCUAUUAUAUUACGUAGCCAGCAACGAUGCGCCAGUUCGGUGCAAUGACGAGACGUCCGUGGUGUUACAAUAAUUUUUCGAGUUAGGAUUUCGAUUCGCGCGCGCGCUAGUUGUGAGCGGAAACUUUCGUUGGCGCCACUGCGCUGCGAGUGAUCGCGCACGCGCGGUGCAGUGGUUUUACUUAACAUUAGACGUAGAGGGAACCUUUUACGACGGGUAGCGAGUGCCAGCACAUCACCUGGAACAACCGAUAGACUCAUUCGAACACACUCAACUGGCUCGGCUUACGCGCACGCGUACGUAGUGCGUACGAUGCGUUUAUAGUUUCCCGAUUAGAACGCAAACCUUUACGAAAAGAAAAGAAAAAAA